AUGUGCAGAGAACUAAAAGGUUCUAGAAGUUCAAAAAAGGAACCACCUAAAGCAGCUAACGAAACAAGUGAGACUUUAUUGUCUAACCAAAAACUGCAAACAACUCUUCUCCAAACUAUUAUGGUGAAGAUUGUCCAUAAUGGAAAAAAGGAGCUUGUGAGAACUCUUUUUGACAGUGGGUCACAAAGAUCUUACUUACGGAAAGACAUAAUAAAGAGACUAGAUUUAGUCCCAUUAGAUCAAGAGACUUUGAGCCACAAUUUGUUUGGUGGAGUUGAAACUGAAUCUCAGAUCCAUGGUAUUUUUGAUAUCGAAAUACAAGGAACGGAAAAUAAAUUCAAAUACAAAUUGUCGGUUUUAGAUAAAGACAAAAUUUGUGGAUACAUUCCUAGAGUGAAACUCAAACACAUAUGCUCCUCACUUCGAGAACAUAAAAUCAAAAUCAGUGAUUCUGGAAGAGAUAUACCAGAUAUCGGAUUGUUAAUAGGAGCCGACUAUUCCGGACAGUUGAUGACGAAUAAUAUCAUUCCAAUUGACAAAAACCUUAUUGCCAUUGAAACAAAAUUGGGUUGGACCCUACAAGGCCCAGUGCAAAGUCAUAAUACCUUGCUUGGUACCGUCGGACUUUGUUAUUUGGAUCUCACAGAAAUAUGUAAUUUAGAGACAAUUGGCAUAAAAGAUCCGGCGGAAGUGAAGACUAAGGAGAAUUUAGACAAUGAAACGAUCAAAUUUUUCCUAGAGAACAUAAAAGUAAUCGAGGGCAAUAGGUAUGAAGUCUGUUUGCCUUGGAAGGAUAGUCAUCGGAUUCUUGAAGAUAAUAAAGAUAAAGCGGAAAAAAGACUUUUCGCCAAUACACGAAGACUGCAGAAGAUGGGAUUUUUCGAAGAAUAUGAUGGUAUUAUUAAAGGCUGGCACGAGGAAGGUAUAAUUGAAAUAGCUCCGAAUAAUAGUGAUACUGGUCACUAUUUAUCUCAUCAAGCAGUAAUCAAGGAUUCCAGUCUGACUACGAAAGUGCGACCUGUAUUUGGUUGCAUCAUUGAAGGAUGA
Stegodyphus dumicola is the source of this 1047-nucleotide messenger RNA. RefSeq lists its product as uncharacterized. The record is from RefSeq and is a predicted model, not a curated record. Lineage: Eukaryota; Metazoa; Arthropoda; Arachnida; Araneae; Eresidae.